This is a messenger RNA of Neoarius graeffei (lesser salmon catfish), 4846 nucleotides long. It is a transcript of the gene bcas3, whose product is annotated as BCAS3 microtubule associated cell migration factor. Gene Ontology annotation, cellular component: cytoplasm. Gene Ontology annotation, molecular function: protein binding. Gene Ontology annotation, biological process: response to starvation; autophagy. The record is from RefSeq and is a predicted model, not a curated record. The transcript has 25 exons. Lineage: Eukaryota; Metazoa; Chordata; Actinopteri; Siluriformes; Ariidae. The coding region runs from base 89 to 2869 and encodes 926 amino acids.
CCCAUGUUUUCAUCGCGUUUGGGGAAGCCGUGUGUGUUUAGUUAGCGGAUUUCAAGCACAGCGCACUUGGAAACACACCGACCGGUCAAUGAUGGCGUCUGACUCUCCACGCAGACCGAGCCGCUGUGCUGGAGGGGUUAUAGUUCGAGCCCAGGCUGCUACGGAACAGUCUUACAUGGAAAGUGUAGUGACUUUUUUGCAAGAUGUGGUCCCUCAGGCGUACACUGGGACACCGCCAACAGAUGAAAAAGAAAAGAUCAUUUGGGUUCGGUUUGAAAAAGCAGACAUCAAUGAUGUGGCCCGCUCACCAGAGUUCCUGGAGAUGCAUGGCAGUGGUGUGGACCCACCUCUUUGUCUGCUGAUUGGCUAUGCAGACGGAAUGCAAAUCUGGAGUGUAUCACUGACCGGCGAAGCUCAGGAGCUCUUCUCUGUGCGGCACGGUCCAGUGCGAGCUGCUCGUAUCCUCCCAGCCCCUCACAUCAGUUCCCUCAACGCCGACGGCUUUGCAGAGAAGCGGCCUCUCCUCGGCGUUUGCAAGAGCACGGGCUCCUCGGGGACCAGCCCUCCAUACUGCUGUGUAGACCUGUAUUCUAUAAGGACAGGCGAGAUGGUUAAGUCAAUUCAGUUUAAAACGCCCAUUUAUGAUCUACACUGCAACAAAAGGAUCCUUGUCGUCAGUCUUCAAGAAAAGAUUGCCGCCUUUGACAGCUGCACUUUUACGAAAAAAUUCUUUGUCACAAGCUGCUAUCCUUGUCCUGGUCCCAACCUCAACCCCAUAGCAUUAGGAAGCCGGUGGUUGGCCUACGCGGAGAACAAGUUGAUCCGGUGUCAUCAGUCCCGUGGCGGGGCGUGUGGCGAUAACUCCCAGUCCUACACUGCCACUGUCAUCAGUGCUGCAAAAACACUAAAGACAGGGCUGACUAUGGUGGGUAAAGUAGUCACCCAGCUUACAGGCACACUGCCCUCCGGAGCACCUGAUGAAGAGGGCGCGGCUCACAGCAGCACCCGCCGUAGCCCUCACCAACCCGGCGUGGUUACGGUCAUAGAUACACACACUGUGGGAGAAGGACAGGUACUUGUGAGUGAAGACUCUGAUGGAGAGGGCGUGGUCGCUCAUUUUCCAGCUCAUGAUAAACCUAUAUCCUGUAUGGCAUUCAACCCGAGUGGUAUGUUGUUGGUGACUGCUGACGCAUUAGGGCAUGAUUUUCACGUGUUUCAAAUCCUCACUCACCCGUGGGCGUCGUCGCAGAGUGCAGUCCAUCACCUGUACACUCUGCACAGAGGAGAAACUGAGGCGAAGGUGCAGGACAUCUGCUUCAGUCCUGACUGCCGUUGGGUGGUGGUCAGCACGCUGCGUGGCACCUCGCACGUCUUCCCGAUUAACCCGUAUGGUGGUGCACCAUGUGCCCGCACUCACCUGUCCCCACGUGUAGUGAACCGUGUGAGCCGCUUUCAGAAGAGUGCCGGCCUCGAGGAGAUUGAGCAGGAGCUGAACAGUAAGCAGGGCGGCCGCUGCAGCCCCAUCGCCGGCCUCUCCAGCAGCCCAUCCGGCUCCCCUCUACACGCCAAACUCACCAACCAAGAGUCCUAUAACAACUUCACCAACAACAACAUGGGGAAUCCACGGCUGUCUCCUUUGCCAAGCCUGACGGUGGUGCUGCCGCUGGCUCAGAUUAAACAGCCCAUGACUCUGGGCACCAUCACCAAGCGCACAGGACCCUACCUCUUUGGGGCAGGAUGUUUUUCCAUUAAAACUCCAUGUAAAGCCAAGCCACCACCCCAGAUCUCUCCGAGCAAGUCUAUUGGAGGGGAGUUCUGUGUAGCUGCCGUGUUUGCAUCUUCACGCUCUUGGUUCAUCACCAACCCUAACAUGAAGCGAGAAAAAGAUCAGUCUCGCCAGGCCGUGGUCGACUCUCUGUACAUCGCAAGCUGCUACGGUAACCUGGUCGAGCAUGUGCUGGAGCCUCGGCCUAUCAGCACAGCACAGAAGAUAGGCGAUGAUACGCCUCUGGAGUUAAACACCUGCCCCAGGGCAUGCUGGACUCUGGCCAGAACGCCGCAGUGGAAUGAGCUGCAACCUCCUUUCAGCAGCAGCCACCCCUUGGUGCAGGCCUCAGACUUGGUGCAGUACUAUCAGUACCUCCUGGCUGGCUUGUUGCCUCCAGGAAGCCCGGGGCCCAUCACCAGGCAGGGUUCCUAUGACAGCCUGGCCUCAGACCACAGCAGCCAGGAGGAUGAGGAGUGGCUCUCUCAGGUGGAGAUAGUGACCCAUACUGGCCCUCACAGGAGGUUGUGGAUGGGUCCUCAGUUCCAGUUUAAGACCAUUCACCCAUCAGGCCAGACCACGGUCAUCUCCUCUAGCUCGUCUGUGCUGCAGUCCCAGGGGCCAAGUGAUACCCAGCAGCCCCUGCUCGACUUUGAUACCGAUGACCUGGAACUGCACAGCCUCAGGAUCCAGCCUGUGCGCUCUGAGCCUAUGACCAUGCCCGGCUCUUCUUGUCUGAUUCCAGAGCGAGUAGGUCAGGCGACAGUCAUCGAUACCGGCUCAGGCACAUUUGACCACAGUGUGACCCUGCUGGAGGUGUGUGGCAGCUGGCCUGAGAGUUUUGGCUUGCGUCACAUGUCCUCUGCGGAUGCCACAGACGAGGGCUUGAGGGAGAGGCUUGCUGAAGCCAUGUCUGAGUCACCCAGCAGAGAUAUCGUAGGCUCUGGAACAGCGGAACUGCAGAGAGAAGGCAGCAUUGAGACGCUGAGUAACAGCUCAGGCUCGACAAGUGGCAGCAUUCCUCGUAACUUUGAAGGUUACCGCUCUCCUCUGCCCACCAACGAGAGCCAGCCGCUCAGCCUUUACCCCACAGCUUUCCCCUAGAGCACUUUCCGUCCCAUCACAGCGAAGUGCUUCCCUUCCUCUGUCCGGAUGGAUGUUGUGGUGUGCAGUGUUGGCUUCACCUUCCGCCCAACCGUCAAGUGAAGAGCAGUGAAAAUCUUUUCACAUCAGGGUGGAAAUGGAGAUGAGACCUGCAUGCAGGCUUUCAGUCAAUGGGACACUUGAUUCUUACUUGUGUAACAAACAAAUGUCUUGUGGGGGGUUGGGGGGGAGGGGAAAGUUUGGCUCCAGCUCCGACAAGUGAUUCAUCUUGUGUAAAGUCUGCCACAGCUGCCAUUUUGUCCCUCUCUCAAAUACAAGAUGUUGAAUAGUUUGAAAAAUUUCUCGUGUGCAGUCGAGACAUUUUCAUCCCAGUAUAUCAUGGGGCAUUGGUGUGUGUUCAUGCCGUAACUUCAUGUAUGUGUUUAUUAUUCAACAUGUUCUUUGUGUCUUGAUUCCUUUUCAGUCAAAAGUUUGGACAUUUCAGUUUGAAUUUGUGUUUUCUUUGGCUUAAUAUGUGUUUUCAAUAAAGACUUCUCAUUGAAAUUUAUUUCUAUGGGAAAUUUAAAUACUGAUGUUAAUGCCAAAUGUACUUCUGAAUCAAGAGAUCAUUUUAACAAGUAAGUACUGUUUUUAUGUUUUUUAAUUCAAUACAGUAUUUUCCCCUAAAAACGUAUUUUCCAUGUCGAAUAAAUACUCAGCCUUUUGGGAAAUUUGUAGAAAAGCCUCGUGGGUGUAGCUCGUUCAGGAAGAUCCCAGGAGUGGGCAAAGCUUCGUCAGAGAUACAGAAUUUCAAAUGUAAAAAAUAGUGGUAUAUUUGAACACUUUUCCUGCUCGCUGUAUAAUUCCAAACAAGUUAAAUUUCUUUGUUUUACUAUCUGCAUUACAUUAUCUAUAGUAGAAAAUAGUAAACCCGAGGAAACGGUAUGUCCAAGCGUUUGACUGCUAGUGUACAUUUCAGAGGGAGAUCAAGGCACACUGCGUUUUAAUGCAAACUUUAUUCGACUUGUUGCUAAAUCUUGAUUUUGCCUUUGUAUUAAGUAUAAUUAUGCUAUUUACAUUAAAUGUCAUUUUACAAUCAUACAAAACCAUACAAACAUUACAUUUAUCACAUAAGACAUAAAAUAUUUUCAGUCUAUUUUAGUAUUUUAUAUAAUUACUUGAGAGGAAAUAUAACUAAACUGUUUUUUUCUUCCGAGAUUAUUAUUAUUAUUAUUAUUAGUGGUUGCAAAUGUAGACUAAACUGCUAGUUAUAUUAUAAUGUUACAUAUAAUUUCUCUGUAUAUUUGAUUCUCUGUUCCAUUAUGUCCAUGAAUGAUUUUUUUUUUGGGUGGGGGGUGUCUUUUGGACUAAAUUCAUCUAAAAUGUUGGUGUGUGUGAUGGAUGUCCUGUGUUUGCCUUUUUAAUGUAUUGAUUACUGCAGGGUUAAUUAUUUCCUAGUAAAUGAGCCACUUAGUGUUGAUUUCCUUUUAUAAAUGUUUAGGAUAUGCCUUGUGAAACAUUUUUACUCAGCAUCUCUUUAGGUGUGGGAGGUCUGUGUGUAAUGUCAUGUUUAGAGGGAGUUAAUAAUGACGUAGCAAAUCUUUAUCUCUCUGAACAAACAUACACAUGCACACACUCUUAUCAGACUUUUCUAAAGGAGCUGUUCUCUUGAACUGGAUUAGACAGGACAUAACAUGACAGGACAUAAAUAAAGAUAUCCGGUGAUAUCGAUGAAGGUUUUGCUGUAAUAGCUUUCAGCUCAGCUUGCGGUGUAAUGAAAGCUGUUAUGGUUGGACUGGACAGCGUCGUGCAUGCAGCAGCACUGAGGUGCAUGUGAUGUGAAGGGAUUGCUGGCCUCACUUGCUGAAUGAUUUACAAAGGUCAAUAUUGGCAUGACUGUAUUGCCAUGAAUGCACUGCACAUGCUUUUUGUGAACUGUAAUAUGCUUUUGAAUGACACUGAUUUAAUCCUGUUGAAUAUAAAUCCUUGCAAUUGAAA